GAAAUAGCAAUUUUUAGCAUUAUCCAACUUCUUUAUCCCAUGUAACACCAAUCAUAAGAUAGGAUUAAAGAUGUUAAAUAUGAUCCCGUAUAAUAUAGUACUAUGUAAUAAUCCUAUCCAAUCCUGCAUGCCAAACAAGGCCUAUGUUCAGAUUUUACCCAUAUGUGCUGCUGGCACUGUAUCUUGUCAUUGUUGAAUUGUCUUUUUCUUCUUCCAACUUUACAGAGAUUCUAAGCGGCAGUUAUCAAAUAUGGCGUCGUCGUUCCGAGCAUUCUUGAACAGUCCAGUUGGUCCAAAAACAACUCACUUUUGGGGACCUGUUGCAAACUGGGGCUUCGUUGCCGCUGGAUUGGCGGAUAUGAACAAACCUCCAGAAAUGAUUUCUGGCAACAUGACAGCAGCAAUGUGCGUUUAUUCUGCAUUGUUUAUGAGAUUCGCAUGGAUGGUACAGCCUCGCAACUAUCUACGGCCUUACAUUGCACUCCAACUCUGGCUAGAGAAGGAUGUGUGGGUCAGAACCGGAUGCCUCACUGGUUUAGGCCCCGAAUACGAUGACAUUAUCACCAAGAUUUUGGAGUCUCAACCCGAAUACCUCACUGGAUGA
Molecule: messenger RNA, 604 nt
Organism: Prunus avium (sweet cherry)
Lineage: Eukaryota; Viridiplantae; Streptophyta; Magnoliopsida; Rosales; Rosaceae
Source: RefSeq, a predicted model, not a curated record